GGCCUCACGGCUGCCUUCUCCAAUAACGAGCAGUACUCGGACAUCGUCAUCAAGUUCGGCGAACAUCAGAUUCGCGCACACAAGGUCGUCCUUGCCCAGCAAUCUGGAUACUUCGCGACUGCCUUCUUCAGUCACUUCCAAGUUGCAUCAAACCCUGUCAUCGACCUAGGAGACGAGGACGAUCCCGAGCUGCUCACAUCCGUGAUCAGAUACCUGUACUGCUGCGGACCUAUCCAUGACAACGUUCCAAACUUCUCCCUGGAUCGUCUUAGCGAAUUUUACCUGAUAGCUGACAAGUACGAUAUUUCAAAGCUGCGUUGCGAAGUCGCAGAGUUCUUUCACAUGGAGGCAAUCACCGGAGUCGAAGCCUAUCAGGGCACUGAUUUUAUGAAGACCUUUGUAGGCUGCGUCGUCAAGUUUUGCGGUUCAUUUUCCUUCCAGCUUGCUGAUACCACACUACAACACGUGAUCAUAGAUGUUUGCAUGCAGCAAUACAUGGAGGUCUUCAGGGACAAGGUGUUUCUCAAGCUCUAUAAGAAUGGAGAAUUGUUCGACCUCAAGAACGCAGCUGCUUUCGGCCUGUUUCUCGGGAAACGUCUGCUCAACAUUCAGGAAAUGGCGCGCGAAGGAGUCAAUGACAUGCCGGAGUCUGAUGACGGACUUGUAGAUCAUGGUCCAUUGAAGCGAAUAAUGAACAAUUUCUUCAACGAGAGAAUGUCUGACAUAACUCUCAUCUGGGGCGAUGGCCAAAAGAUCUUUGCUCACAAGGUUGUCCUGGCGGCUCAUUCAUCCUACUUGCAGAAUAUGCUGAAGGCUUCACCUACGAUUGAUCUUGGGGACAAGUACGACUCUGCAGCGACAGCAGCCUUCAUCGAAGACAUGUACACAUGCCACAACACCGCUUGCCUUGACUUAUCGUCCAAGCGCUCGAUCUCAUCUCUUGCCGACAUGUACCUGCUGGCAAAGAAACUCAGGCGCGACGAUGCAGCUGAAGAAUACAAAGGCCAAUGCGCAGAUGUGUUAAGCAAGCAAAAAUUCUCAGAUGAGCUGCUGUCACAAGUAGCGACUCUUUGCGGACCAGAUUCCAAAUCCGCCGACACAUCGUUUGCGGAGAUGGUCUUCGCUAACAUUCUAUACCGCGUCCGAGGCGGAAAGGUUCCUGAGACGUUCGCGGAGAAGCUUGCUGAUGGAUCCUUGUUCAAUGCCACGUUCACCAGACGGUUCGCCAACGAGAUACUCGGUAGCUUUCUGGGACCGAAGCAGCCACGAGCCUGG
Molecule: messenger RNA, 1275 nt
Organism: Aureobasidium vineae
Lineage: Eukaryota; Fungi; Ascomycota; Dothideomycetes; Dothideales; Saccotheciaceae
Source: the annotation of a GenBank genome assembly